GGCUCAAUCGCCGAUCGAUAAAGGCAGCAUUCAAAUUGUAGGCUAGACUCACCUCCGUCCUCCGCCGGUUUACAGGGAUUCAAAAGGAAAGCUGUUAAACAGCACAUGCAAGAGCGCACCACCAGAGAUGCUCACACUUGAUGCCCCUCUCAGCAGAGAUGGUUGAGCCCUCGUCCAGGUUGCUGUGGUCCUAUCCUAAAAUUCAGUCUUGCUCACUUCUCUCUUAUCAGCUGACACAGCGCGGCGGGCGGUUCUGCCUGUUUUUCCUCUGAGAAGGGAAAGGGGAUCUACUUUAACCCAACAUAAAGAAAACACAGGCUAUAGGUUACAUGUGUUAGUUGUGAACAUGAAGGGGAUUUACAGAGACGGAUACUACGACGGAUCUAUUGAACUACGGAACGUUUUCAACAGGAGAUGCAUUAAAUGUGGCCGAGGGGACUUUGUUCAAGCCAAAACGAUGAGGAUUAGGACGGGAAUUGUUUUUUGGAAUCUCAUCUUUUCACUGAUGUUCACUUGUGUGAAAGGUUUCAUUCAUACUUGCGGAGGCACUUUAAAAGGGAGGAACGGUACAAUAGAAAGCCCCGGGUUUCCAUAUGGAUAUCCAAAUGGAGCGAACUGUACCUGGGUGAUUGUUGCCGAGGAGGGAAGCAGAAUUCAUAUAGUUUUUCAAUCUUUCGCUGUGGAGGAGGAAUAUGACUUUUUAUCUUUGUAUGACGGGCAUCCACAUCCGGCUAACUUCAGGACGAGGAUAACAGGAUUUACCAUCCCUCCGCCUGUUACCAGUUCUGGCUCCAUUUUUUCACUGAGGCUUACCAGUGACUUUGCAGUAAGCGCUCAUGGAUUUAAGGUGGCUUAUGAAGAGCUGAGAAGCAGCUCAUGUGGAAACCCAGGAGUUCCACCCAAAGGAAUACUGAAUGGAACUCAAUUCAACGUAGGUGACAAGAUCCGCUACCGGUGCGUCACCGGCUACGUCCUGGACGGACAUUCGCUCCUCACCUGUGUGACCAACGCAGCUGAUGUGUCAGUGUGGGACUUCCCUGUGCCAAUCUGCAGAGCGGAGGACACGUGCGGUGGCACCCUAAGGGGCUCCAGCGGGCUCAUCUCCAGCUUCGAUUUCCCCAGUGGUGACUCCCCUGGCGCUGGUGGAGGUGCUGGAGGCCUGGGCAGCAGCGGGGAGUGUAAAUGGACCAUCCUGGCAGAUCCUGGGGACACCAUCUCCCUGGUUUUCACUGAAUUUCAGAUGGAGGAGAAGUCUGAUUAUUUGGAAGUAGAGGGAUCUGAACCGACAACCAUUUGGAUGACUGGAAUGAAUAUUCCAGCACCCAUCAUCAGCAACAAAAACUGGCUGCGGCUGCAUUUUGUGACAGAGAGCAACCACCGCCACAAAGGCUUCAGGGCUCAGUAUCAAGUGAAAAGCUCUGGAGAGCUUAAAUCCAGAGGGGUAAAAUUAUUACCAGGAAAGGACAACACUAACAAACUGUCUUUGAUGAAUGAAGGAGGAAUCAAACAGGUGUCUAAUUACUGCCCUGACCCAGGGGAGCCGGAGAAUGGCAAACGGAUUGGCGCCGACUUCAGCAUCGGAGCAACUGCUCAAUUUUCCUGUGAUGAAGACCAUGUGCUGCAAGGUUCCAAAACGAUUACCUGCCAGCGCGUAGCAGAAGUCUUUGCGGCUUGGAGCGACCACAGACCCGUCUGCAAGGUGAAAACGUGUGGGUCAAAUCUACAAGGACCCUCUGGGACUUUUACAUCUCCUAACUUCCCUAUCCAGUAUGAGAGUAACUCCCAGUGUGUGUGGAUCAUCACAGCCAGUGAUCCAACCAAGGUUAUUCAGAUCAACUUUGAAGAGUUCGACCUAGAAAUUGGGUAUGAUUCGCUAACAAUCGGAGAUGGAGGGGAAGUAGGUGAUUCUAAAACAAUAAUACAAGUGCUGACUGGGAGCUUUGUCCCAGACCUGAUUGUCAGCAUGUCCCAUCAGAUGUGGCUUCAUCUCCAGUCUGAUGAGAGUGUGGGCUCGAUCGGCUUCAAGAUCAACUAUAAAGAAAUUGACAAAGAGAGUUGUGGUGACCCUGGUACACCCCUGUACGGUUACCAAGAGGGUAGUGGCUUUCUAAAUGGAAAUGUUCUGCGCUUUGAAUGCCAGUUUGGAUUCGAGCUCAUCGGGGAGAGGAUGAUAACCUGCCAGAACAACAAUCAGUGGUCGGCUAAUAUCCCCAUCUGCAUAUUCCCCUGUUUCUCCAACUUCACCGCCCCCAUGGGGACAGUGUUGUCUCCUGACUACCCAGAGGGCUAUGGAAACAACCUCAACUGUGUGUGGCUCAUUAUCUCUGAGCCUGGCUCCAGAAUACACCUGGCUUUCAAUGAUUUUGACCUGGAGCCUCCCUAUGACUUCCUCACUAUCAAAGAUGGGGACCAGUCAGAAGCCAUAAUACUAGGACGCUUCUCAGGGGCCGAAGUUCCUUCCCAUCUGACGUCCAACAGCAAUGUUCUGCAGCUGGAGUUUCAGGCUGAUCACUCUAUGUCUGGGCGAGGGUUCAACAUCACCUAUAGCACUUUCGGGCAUAAUGAGUGCCCUGACCCUGGCAUACCGUUGAAUGCCAGGCGCUUUGGGGACAGUUUCCAACUGGGUAGUUCCAUCUCAGUGGUUUGUGAGGAGGGUUUCAUCAAGACGCAGGGGGCUGACACCAUCACAUGCCAUCUGGAGGAAGGCAAGGGGAUGUGGAGCGGACUCAUUCCCAAAUGUGAAGCUCCUUGUGGUGGCCACUACUCCGGGCCGUCUGGUGUCAUCCUUUCCCCGGGGUGGCCAGGCUACUACAAAGACUCCCUGAGUUGUGAGUGGGUCAUUGAGGCCGAGCCGGGAAGCUCCAUCAAGAUCAGCUUUGACAGGUUUCAAACUGAACUCAGUUAUGACUUCCUGGAAGUGCAUGACGGUCCCAACCUGCUCUCUCCUCUGAUUGGCUCGUUUAAUGGAACCCAGGUCCCUCAGUUCCUGUUUAGUAGCAGCAACUUUCUGUAUCUGCUUUUCACCACCGAUAACAGUCGAUCAAACAGUGGCUUCAAGAUAUUCUAUGAAGUGGUCACAUUGGACACAUACUCCUGCAUGGAUCCUGGUAUCCCAGUGAAUGGCGUACGGUUAAGCCAUGACCUGUCCAUCGGCUCCACGGUGUCCUUCCAGUGUGACCCAGGAUACAGGCUGAGCCACGAGGAGCCGCUGGUUUGUGAGAAGAACCACUUCUGGAGCCACCCACUGCCCACUUGUGAUGCAUCAUGCGGUGGGGACAUCAGGGGACCUGGAGGCAUCAUCUUAUCACCUGGCUUCCCGGAGCUGUAUCCUAACUCGCUAAACUGUACAUGGACUGUGGAAGUCAGUCAUGGAAAAGGUGUCCAAUUCACUUUUUACUCCUUCCACCUGGAGGAUCAUCAUGACUACCUUCUGAUAACAGAAAAUGGCAGCUUCGCCCAGCCACUGGCUCGACUCACCGGCUCAGAGAGGCCUUCACCAGUUAAUGCCGGCCUGUAUGGGAACUUCAAGGCCCAGCUACGCUUCAUUUCUGACUUCUCUAUAUCGCUGCAGGGAUUCAACAUCUCCUUCUCGGAGUACGAUCUUGAACCCUGUCAGGACCCUGGAACGCCUCAGUUUGGCUGGCACACGGGCUCCAGGUUUGGCAUUGGUGACUCACUGGCAUUCUACUGCAACACAGGAUAUCGUCUACAGGGGGCGAGGGAGAUUGGGUGCUUGGGAGGUGGCCGUCGCAUGUGGAGUGCCCCUCUGCCAAGGUGUGUGGCGGAGUGUGGAUCGACAGUCUCCAACAAUGAGGGAGUUCUUUUAUCACCAAACUAUCCAAUGAACUAUGACAACAGCCACGAAUGUGUGUACAGCAUUCAGGUCCAAACAGGCAAAGGCAUCAACAUCACUGCCAGCACCUUUCAACUUGCACAAGGUGACGUCAUCAAGGUGUAUGAUGGAAAAGAUGGUGCAGCCCCACUCCUUGGCUCAUACACAGGCACGUCGAUGCAAGGUCUGUCUCUUACCAGCACCUCCAACUAUCUGUGGCUUGAAUUUUACUCUGACCAGGAGGCGACAGCAGCGGGGUUCCGGCUCAUAUACCACAGCUUUGAGCUAUCCCACUGCGAUGACCCAGGUGUGCCGCAGUUCGGCUUCAAAGUUAGUGACCAGGGUCACUUUGCUGGAAGUGCCAUCACGUUCGGCUGCGACCAAGGUUACACCCUGCACGGCAGUGGCAUACUCAAGUGCAUGACUGGGGAGAGAAGGGCAUGGGACAACCACAUGCCGUCAUGUAUAGCGGAGUGUGGUGGGAGUUUCAAGGGUGAGUCUACAGGGCGUAUCCUCUCCCCUGGGUAUCCCUUCCCCUACGACAACAACCUGAGGUGCACCUGGACAAUUCAGGUCAACUCUGGCAACAUUGUCAGUCUCCAGUUUCUUGCAUUUGACACUGAGGCGUCUCACGACAUCCUUAAGGUGUGGGACGGGCCUCCUGAGAACGAGAUGGCUCUGAAGGAGGUUAGCGGCUCACUGCUGCCUGAGGGGAUCCACUCCACUCUCAACGUCGUCACCAUACAGUUCGAGACUGACUUUUAUAUCACCAAGUCUGGCUUUGCUAUCGACUUCUCCAGUUCGGUUGCGACAGCUUGCAGAGAUCCAGGUAUUCCCAUGAAUGGCAGUCGCAACGGGGAAGGGCGGGAGCCCGGUGACUCUGUGACCUUCUCUUGUGAUCCAGGAUAUGAAUUGCAGGGGGAGAGUAGAAUCACCUGCAUCCAAGUGGAAAAUAGAUACUACUGGCAACCCAGCCCUCCAAGCUGCAUCGCUCCUUGUGGUGGGAAUGUGACUGGAUCUUCAGGAUUCAUCCUCUCUCCCAACUACCCACACCCCUACCCUCACAGCAAAGACUGUGACUGGCUUAUUGCUGUUCACUCUGACUAUGUCAUCUCCUUGGCUUUCAUCAGCUUCAGUAUUGAGCCCAACUAUGAUUUCUUGUAUAUCUACGAUGGGCCAGACAGCGGCGCUCAUCUGAUUGGCAGUUUCCAAGACAGUAAACUUCCUGAGAAAAUUGAGAGCACUUCCAACUUCAUGUACUUGGCAUUUCGCAGCGAUGGCUCUGUGAGCUACACCGGCUUUCAAUUGGAAUACAAAGCAAAACUGCGGGAGGCGUGUUUUGAUCCAGGGAAUGUGAUGAACGGCUCUAGAAUGGGUACUGACUACAAGCUGGGAUCUAUGGUAACAUUUCAUUGUGAGGCUGGUUACCUGCUGCAGGGCUACUCCACUCUAACAUGUGUCAUGGGCAACAGCAAGAGACCAGAGUGGGACAGAGCCAAACCAAGCUGCCAAGCUCCCUGUGGCGGGCACUUCACAGGUUCAGAGGGAACUGUGCUGUCCCCAAACUACCCUCAUAAUUACACCAGAGGCCAGAGCUGUGUCUAUGACAUCUUCGUCCCUGGGGACUUUGUGCUGUUUGGUCAGUUUGUGGUAUUCCAGACUUUAGCCAGUGAUGUGGUCGAGAUCUAUGACGGAUCGUCCACAGAUUCAGCCCUUCUCUCCUCCAUAUAUGGAUCACACUCAGGCGAGACACUCCCUUUGAGUUCAGGAAACAAGAUAACGCUCAAGUUUACCACAAAUGGAACAGAAACAGCCAAAGGAUUUCACUUUGUCUACCAAGCUGUCCCCCGGACAAGCGCCUCUCAGUGUAGCUCGGUCCCUGAGCCCCGGUUUGGAAAGAGGAUAGGGAACGACUUUGGCAUCGGUAUGGUGGUACUGUUUGAAUGCAAUCCAGGCUACACGCUGCACGGCUCCAACGCCAUCAGGUGUGAGGCCGUGCCCAAUGCCCUGGCCCAGUGGAACGGCACUGUGCCCACAUGUGUUGUUCCCUGCGGCGGGGUGUUAACUGACCGCAGGGGCACUAUCCUCUCUCCCGGAUACCCAGAUCCAUACACCAACUAUCUGAACUGUGCCUGGAAAAUCUCUGUCCCCGAGGGAGCCGGCAUCCAACGAGUUUAUGGAGGUACAACAAUUCCUCAGCUGCUGAACAGCACAUCAAACAACCUGUACUUGACCUUCCAGUCUGACAUCAGUGUAUCUGCCGCUGGCUUCCACUUGGAGUACACAGCAAUAGGUUUGGAUUCGUGCCCAGAGCCGCUGCCUCCCAGUAACGGCCAGAAAGUGGGCGACCGCUACACCGUGGGUGACAUGGUUUCCUUCCAAUGUGAUCAAGGCUUCUCGUUACAGGGUAAUGCAUAUAUUACCUGCAUGCCUGGCCCCGUCAGAAGGUGGAAUUACCCUGUGCCACUGUGUUUAGCUCAGUGUGGCGGCUCUAUGACAGACUUCAGCGGCGUCAUCCUCAGCCCAGGCUUCCCAGGGAAUUACCAGAGCAGCCUGGACUGCAGCUGGAGAGUUCAACUCCCUAUUGGCUUCGGGAUCCAUCUGCAGUUUCUAAACUUCUCCACAGAGCCUGUUCAUGACUAUCUGGAGGUGCGCAGCGGGAACCUGGAGACAGGAACAGUGAUUGAUCGUUUCAGUGGCCCUGUUGUGCCCAGUUCUCUCUUUAGCACCACCCACGAGACCACUCUGUUCUUCCACAGCGACUACUCCCAGAACAAACAUGGCUUCCACAUUGUCUACCAGGCAUAUGAGCUACAGAGGUGUCCGGACCCACGACCGUUUCGUAACGGCAUAGUGAUCGGUCAGGACUACAGUGUGGGGAUGACCAUUUCCUUUGAAUGCCUUCCAGGUUACACUCUGCUUGGAGAACCAUCUCUCACAUGUCUGCAUGGAGUCAGCAGGAACUGGAAUCACCCCAUACCUCGCUGCGAAGCUCUCUGUGGUGGGAAUGUAACAUCCAUGAAUGGCACAAUUUACUCUCCUGGACACCCAGCCGAGUAUCCACACUUCCAGGACUGCUUGUGGACUGUCAGAGUACCUCCUGGGUAUGGCAUCUACAUCAAUUUCUCUGUUAUCAAUACAGAGGCAAUCUACGAUUACAUCACUGUGUGGGAUGGACCCGACCAGGCCUCGCCUCAAAUCGGUCAGUUCAGUGGCAACUCCAUACAGGAGGGCGUGUCCACCACUGCCAAUCAGAUCCUCAUCAAAUUCCACAGCGACUUCAGCACCAGCGGCUUCUUUGUUCUGCAUUAUUACGCAUACCAGCUGAGAACAUGUCAGCCACCCCCUCCUGUUGCCAAUGCCACUAUCCUAACCGAUGAUGACGAGUUUGAAAUAGGGGACAUCAUUCGGUACUCGUGCCUGCCGGGCUUCACCUUGGUGGGCAGUGAGAUUCUGACCUGUCGACUUGGAGAGCGGCUACAGAUGGAUGGACCCCCACCAGUCUGUCAAGUCCAAUGUCCAGCCCAUGAGGUGCGUUUUGACUCAACGGGGGUGAUCUUGAGUCCAGGCUACCCUGAUAACUACCCCAAUCUCCAGAUGUGCUCCUGGCUGAUCAAUGUGGAGAAGGGUUACAACAUGACUCUGCACUUUGAACUCUUCCAGACAGAGAAAGAGUUUGACAUCUUGGAAAUAUUUGAUGGUCCCAACAUCUACAGCCAGAGCAUGGCAUCACUCAGUGGAGACAUUGAAACCCCCUUCAGCAUGACCACCACAGGCCACCAGCUGCUACUGCGCUGGUCCUCUGAUCACGGCACCAACCGACGCGGCUUCCACAUCAGAUACGUGGCGAUGUACUGCAGUACCCCAGACUCCCCACAACACGGCUUUGUAGUGAGCCAGACUGGGGGUCAUCUUAACAGCAUGGUGCGCUGGGCCUGCGACAGGGGGUACAAGCUGAUCGGAAAGGGCACAGCUGUGUGCAAGAAGACCACCUAUGGCUACUUUGCCUGGGACGCGCCAGUUCCUGCAUGUCAAGCUGUGUCAUGCGGUGUGCCCAGUGCGCCAGUGAACGGAGGUGUGCUCGCUGCUGAUUACUCUGUCGGCACACGGGUGACCUACUUCUGCAACAACGGCUACAGACUCUCCUCUAAAGAGCUGACGACCACAGUCUGCCAGCCAGACGGCACCUGGAGCAACCACAACAAGAUACCCAGAUGCAUCGUCAUUAUGUGUCCCAGUCUCAGCUCCUUCUCUCUGGACCAUGGGAAAUGGAGGAUCGUCAACGGUUCGCACUAUGAGUAUGGAACUAAAAUAAUCUUUACCUGCAACCCUGGAUUCUACCGCGUUGGCCCCACCCACAUCCAGUGCCUGGCCAACGGUGUGUGGAGCUGGAGAAACGAGAGGCCUCGUUGUAGAAUCAUUUCCUGUGGGGAUCUGACCACUCCUCCAAAUGGGAAGAAAAUUGGGACCCAAACUACCUUCGGAGCAUCAGCCAUUUUUAGCUGUAACCUUGGCUAUGUUUUAACUGGAUCUACAGUAAGAGAGUGUCUCCUGUCCGGCCUAUGGAGUGGGAUGGAGACUCACUGCCUGGCCGGUCACUGUGGUGUUCCAGAGCAGAUCGUAAAUGGGCAGGUGAUCGGGGAAAACUUUGGGUAUAGAGACACAGUGGUUUACCAAUGCAACCCUGGAUUCAGGCUCCUUGGCUCCUCAGUACGGAUCUGCCAGCAGGACCACAACUGGUCUGGACAGCUACCAGUUUGUAUCGCUGUCACAUGUGGCCAUCCAGGUAGCCCUAUAUAUGGCCGCACAACAGGUGAUGGCUUCAACUACAAUGAUGGGGUGCGUUUCUCCUGCAACAAAGGCUACACGCUGGAAGGACCCUCCACAGCUCAGUGCCAGGCGAGCCGCCAGUGGAGCCAGCAGCCACCGACAUGCAGAGUGGUAAACUGCACAGAUCCAGGUAUCCCUGCCAAUUCUAUCCGGGAGAGUAAGAUUGAGCAUGGUAACUUUACAUUCGGCAGCGUGGUCUUCUACGACUGUAACCCAGGAUAUUACCUGUUCGGCUCAGCAGUGCUCACCUGCCUGCCGGUAGGCCACUGGGAAAAACCUCUACCAGAAUGCAUCGAGGUGGACUGCGGCCACCCAGGUACUCCUCCACAUGGAGUAAUGAGCGGGGAGAAGUUUACAUUUGGCUCCACAGUGCGCUAUUCCUGCUCUGGAGACCGCCAGCUCAUAGGAGAAUCAUCACUCACCUGUCAACUAAAUGGACACUGGAGUGGUCCACUGCCCCACUGCGCAGGUGACUCGGCUGGCACCUGUGGGGAUCCUGGCACACCUGCCCAUUGCAGCAGGGAGGCAGGCAACUUCAAAGUGCGCAGCAAGGUGCGCUUCACCUGCGCAGUGGGACAUACACUGUACGGGUCAGCAGAGAGGAUCUGCUUCCCUAAUGGGACCUGGUCGGGCAGACAGCCCUUCUGUAAACCGGUACAGUGUGGGAACCCAGCCACACCUGCUCAUGGCCGUAUUUCCCGUGUGGAUGGCACAACCUUCUCCCACUCUAUCGUGUAUUCUUGUAUGGAGGGUUAUUUUCUCACUGGUGCACCCACACGCCAGUGUCUGGCAAAUAGCACUUGGUCUGGAACGGCUCCAAACUGCACAAUGAUCACCUGUGGCGACCCUGGUAUUCCAGCGAGUGGACUUAGAUUUGGUGAUGACGUCACGGUGGGCCAGAAUGUGACGUUUAUGUGUCAGCCGGGAUAUGUGAUUAUAGGAGGGGACAACGCUGUCACAAGGACCUGCACCAACAAUGGCACCUGGAGUGGCACCAUGCCAGUAUGCCAAGUGGUGACGUGUCCUACACCUCCACCUAUACCCAACGGCCUCCUGAAGGGCUCAGUCCUGGAGUGGGGUACCAGCGUGAGCUACAGCUGUCUAGCUGGCUAUGAGCUGUCCUUCCCUGCUGUGCUCACCUGCACAGGCAAUGGGACAUGGAGCGGUGACCUGCCUCAGUGCUUGCCCAAGUUCUGUGGAGACCCUGGUAUGCCUGCCAAAGGACGGAGAGAAGGGCGCAGUUUCAUCUUCAAGUCUGAGGUGGUGUUUAGCUGCAGCACCCCCUAUAUGCUGGUCGGAUCAACAACACGCAUGUGUCAAGAGGACGGCACCUGGAGCGGAUCUCAGCCUCGAUGUAUAGAGCCCACAAGAACCACCUGUGAAAAUCCAGGGACCCCUGAGCAUGGCUUCAUGAAUUACACAACCGGCUUUAAGGUGGGCAGCAGAGUAGACUUCCAGUGCCAACAGGGACACCUACUGCAGGGCUCCACCACCCGGCUCUGUUUGCCAGAUCUCACCUGGACCGGCAUCCAGCCUAGCUGUAUCCCUCACUCCUGCAAGCAGCCGCGGAGCCCGGCCAACGCUGACGUCGUGGGUCUAGACCUUCCCUCCUAUGGUUACACCCUGGUGUACACCUGUCAGCCAGGUUAUUUCCUCUCCGGGGGUUCAGAGCACCGUGUCUGCCGCUCUGACGGCAGCUGGACUGGCAAGGUGCCUGUGUGCAGAGUCGGUUCCAAAUCACAUGAGAAAACUGUCAAACCCAUACCAGGGACACCAAGCCCUAAAAUAAAUGUUCCUGACCACGUCUUUGCCCCUGAUUUCGUUUGGAAGGGUUCCUAUGAUUACAAAGGCCAGAAACAGCCAAUGACUUUGACAGUCACACGCUUUAAUGCCACAACGGGAAAAGUCAAUGUAACUUUAACCGACAGUAGCAUGGAGUUUCUGCUCUCUGGAGUGUACAAGCGCCAGGAGGCACGGUUAAUGCUUCUGCUGUACCAGAUGACAGCGCUGGCCCACAGCUCCUUGAGCAGGAUAACUGAUGAGACCUGGGCAAUGGAUGGAUUUGUUUCAGCUGAGCCUGAGGGUGGCAGCUUUGUGUUCCAAGGCUUUAUACAGGGUAAAGACUACGGACAGUUUGGACUACAGAGACUUGGUUUGAGUGUGAGAGAGAAUGUUACACUCACUGACCCUGAAACCAAUGGCUCCACCAACAGCAGUUCUGUUGCUGUUGCUAUCCUCGUGCCUUUCUUUGCCCUCAUCUUUGCAGGCCUCGGAUUUUAUCUCUACAAACAGAGGAAAACAGAUAAAGCGCAGUACACAGGAUGCUCUGUCCACGAGAACAACAACGGACAGGCCACUUUUGAGAAUCCCAUGUACAACACAAACACGAAAGCCGCUGAGGGGAAAGUUGUCCGCUUUGACCCCAAUCUCAACACCAUCUGCACCAUGGUUUGAUGUCUACGGAGUAUGAACGAAAGACAGAAGGGGAAAGAGAGUCACACAUUGAGGGGAGAAUACAACUUCUCUUUGUUUUGCUUAACAUGAAUAUAAUCAACAUAUUUAUAUUUUCCCUGUUUCUAAUGAGAUACAACAAAGACACAGAAUUGCUCAGAAAUAUAAAGCACACUUUCAGCAACACUUGCAAUCGAUCGUAUACUAAAGGUCAGAGAUUAAAGAGAGAGAAAGGAGAGGUCCCACGCCUUUCCGGAUCUUCCCGUAGUUUGGUGAAGAGAUGUGUUCUUUACACUCUGUGAGUGUUGGCUUCAUGAAUAAAAGAGCCUCUGGCAUUAAGAUGAAAAAUAGAGUAUUUUAUGCUCUGUUGUAUAAAUAUAGAGGGGUUACUUCACAAUGCCAAAUAAAAGUUUAACUUUAUUCUUUUGAAGAAAGGAGCCCAAAUCUAGACCCUAUAUUUUUAUUUUUGUCUUAGUCUCACAUUCAUCCUAAUGAAUUAUUUUUUCUUAUAGAGGUAAGGAGCCUCUCAAAUGUAAGUUGAUCAAUAUCAUCUUUAUAGUCUAUUUUUCAAGCAGUGGAGUGUUUGAGAGGAGAUGAAGAAGUAGAGAAGAAACUGCCUCUCUAUCAAUAGUGGUUGUGCUGUAGCCUGUUUUAAAGUUAUGUGGUCAAUUAUACCUCUUAAUUGGAUGGUACCUUCUGCUGAAAUCCUCCUACAAAAUAUAUGGCAAGGGAUUUAAUUACUGAAGUGCAGUAAAAUAUUUUGAGUGCCAUUGGGAAUGCUAGGGCUUUUAUUGUUACAGUGCAGGUUCUUUACAAGAGAUAUAGUCAACGUAAGGGUUUAUUAUCAAGUUGUGUGCAAUGAAUUGUUUUGAAUGAGUUUUUGACAGAAAUGUUGUUUAAGAAUGAGAGAUAAAUUGCUGACUAGUCUGAGAGUCUAGUCAAGGCAAACUGUAUUUCUCAGUAUAUUGGUCAUGUGGGGCUGUACUCAAAUCAUCCAUCUAUUUAACAUGUUCUUAAGUUAAUGCAACUGUUAUGAAAACAGAUUUAUUUUUAGUUAAUAUGAUUUUCCAGCUCUUUUUGUGUCCCAAAUGAACCAAAUUUGGUGUGAAUUAACCCCAGCCUUGACCCUGUAUAUAUCACAGAUCUCAAAGUAGGAGUUCCUUGCUUAGUUAUUUCAGGUUUUAUAGGAUGACAAAGUUUAGAAUACCUUCAGUGCACAGUACCUACAGUUGGCCAGGUUUCCCAGAAGUGUAUUUAAGCCUGGAUGUCGGUAAAUUAAGUGCAAAGAUGCGUCAGUGGGCAGUCUGAGGUCGGAUGAAACUAGUUGUCUUGUUUUAUGUUGCUAAAAGGUUUGACAUGCAUUUGCCUUACUUUAGAGUAAUUCCAAGACAGAGCAAGUGCAACUUCCACGCCAUCUCUGUUUUUUCAUAAACUAAGUGUUUGUGUUUCUGUACAAACUUUAUUCUUUUGGGAAACCGUGCCUUAGUCAGUAAAUUCUUAAUCCGUACUCCUACUCUGAGACACUUUGUGAAUACACGGCCCUGGCCUAUUUCAUUGACACACACUGAUACAAAUGGUUAUUUCAGUGUCUUACUGAACCAUCAGCUUCUGCCAACAAAUGUAUAGUAUAAAUGAAAACAAUUUGCACAUUUAACAUGAGCCACCAUCAGUAUUGUACUAUCAUCCAAGUCCAUCCAUGUUUUAAAAAAAAAAUGAAUUUGCCACUGUCAUCAAAUUUCUACAUCAUUGCAGUGCCUUGAAUACUGUAUGGGCAUACAUUUUUAAGGAAGGCAUAACAUUUAUUGCAUUAGUAGAACUGUACAUCAAUGUAAUUUAUCUGCACAGUUUGCAAUGAUUUAGCUGAGUGAUGUCAGCUCUGGUGGUUUAUCUAAGAGGUGUGUUUGCAAAAGCAGCUCAUACUUUCAUACCUGUGCAUGUUGGCAAAAAGUGAUCCAGUAUAGCAAUUGCUGCUAAAGUACUUUGUACCACUAUGUUGAUUCCUGUCAUUGCUGUUACAUUUUGUACAUUUAUACAGUUUUGAUACUUGAUGGCAUUCUUUGGCAAGAUGUCUUGUGUUAUCGGUAUGUAAUAUAUUUUGCGAGUUCAUAUUUCUUAUGGAUGAGAAAAGAAAUGCAUCUGGUAAAAAACAGUAUAUACAGCAAGUCAGUCUCACAUCAGACUCUGGAGUAGAGUAGAAUGCUUUUAAAUGUACCACACAAUUGUUAUCCCAGUUAGAAACCUGUGUAUAUGAAUAUGUACAUAUUACAAAAGUUUUGUAAAGAGAUAUAUUUUUUAUGCAAAUAAAGCAUUUGUAAGUUA
This is a messenger RNA of Perca fluviatilis (European perch), 13432 nucleotides long. RefSeq names its product CUB and sushi domain-containing protein 3-like. The transcript is spliced from 70 exons. Lineage: Eukaryota; Metazoa; Chordata; Actinopteri; Perciformes; Percidae. The record is from RefSeq and is a predicted model, not a curated record. Bases 347 to 11116 code for a protein of 3589 amino acids. Gene Ontology annotation, biological process: regulation of dendrite development.